AGAUCAAUUAAUGGCUCCCACAUUCGGCAAAUGUUUCACGUUCUGCUGCGCUAAGACCUCUCCAGAACACGAGGAGGAUGGACCGGAUUGAUAUUGGAAUAUAUAAUCAUUACUCCACAGAGAAUACAAUAUUAGGUGCAAACUGAUAAAACGAAUAAGAAUAUAGGGGGGAGACUCAUUAAAUUCGGCAUGUUCACAACAACCCUACAUUAUUCAUAAAUCACCAUUUCGCCCCACAGUUUUUAAUAUUUUAACUUUAAAAUCACUUGUCUUCCCAUUUUUGUGGAGUUUUAUUUUUAAAUUAAAAAAAAAAAUUGGGAACAAAAAAAGUAAGACUUGUUGAGGCAUGGAGGAUCACUCAAGUCUAUAAAUACCCCAUUCUCUCAUCAACAUCUACAUCAUAGAGAGAGAUAGCAGCAUCAUUAAGUGAUUUUACAUUCCUCCAUAAGAACAUUUUAUCCUCUGCUUUUUUGAACCUAUCAUCACGCUAAAGGAAGAAGACGAGAUGGCCACGGAAUCGUACGAAGCCGCCAUUAAAGGACUGAACGAUCUUCUCAGUAAGAAAACAGAUCUGGGAAACGUCGCCGCGGAGAAGAUCAAAGUGUUGACUCAGGAGCUCAAGGAGCUCGAUUCCUCCAACAACGACGCCGUUGAACGCAUCAAAUCCGGUUUCACCCACUUCAAAACCGAAAAAUACCUGAAGAAUGAUGCUCUUUUCAGUGAUCUCGCCAAGGGUCAGAGCCCAAAGUUUCUGGUAUUCGCUUGUUCGGAUUCUCGAGUUUGUCCAUCUCACAUUUUGAAUUUCCAACCUGGCGAGGCCUUUGUCGUCAGAAACAUUGCUAACAUGGUUCCACCUUUCGACCAGAAGAGACAUUCGGGAGUUGGAGCCGCCGUUGAAUACGCAGUUGUACAUCUCAAGGUGGAGAACAUUGUGGUGAUAGGACAUAGCUGUUGUGGUGGCAUUAAGGGACUCAUGUCCAUUGAAGAUGAUGCUGCACCAACUCAGAGUGACUUCAUAGAGAACUGGGUGAAGAUAGGUGCACCAGCAAGGAACAAGAUCAAGGAAGAGAAUCAAGACCUAAGCUACGACGAUCAGUGCAACAUGUGUGAGAAGGAAGCUGUGAAUGUGUCGCUUGGGAACUUGCUUUCGUACCCGUUUGUGAGAGCUGCAGUGGUGAAGAACACGCUUGCAAUAAGAGGAGCUCACUACAAUUUCGUGAAAGGCACGUUUGAUCUAUGGGAGCUCGAUUUCAAGACCACUCCAGCUUAUGCCUUCUCUUGAACAUAUACUCUCUGCUGUCUUUCUCACGAAAAGCUUUUGACUCAUCUUUUUCCUCGUUCUCAAAUGUUGAUUCUGGUCUCAACUUCUUUUAUUAUUAUUUCAAACUUCCAACUUUUGCUGCUUCUGUUUCAAAAAGCUGUAAAAAAUAAAACUAUGAACAACGUUUGAAACUUCUGUUCAAAUCAAGAAGUACCUCACUGGUUACUUUUAUCA
Messenger RNA from Raphanus sativus (radish), 1495 nucleotides. RefSeq names its product beta carbonic anhydrase 4. Lineage: Eukaryota; Viridiplantae; Streptophyta; Magnoliopsida; Brassicales; Brassicaceae. The record is from RefSeq and is a predicted model, not a curated record. Gene Ontology annotation, biological process: carbon utilization. The transcript is spliced from 10 exons. Bases 506 to 1282 code for a protein of 258 amino acids. Gene Ontology annotation, molecular function: carbonate dehydratase activity; zinc ion binding.